Molecule: messenger RNA, 1281 nt
Organism: Sipha flava (yellow sugarcane aphid)
Lineage: Eukaryota; Metazoa; Arthropoda; Insecta; Hemiptera; Aphididae
Product: S-methyl-5'-thioadenosine phosphorylase
Exons: 6
Coding region: 352-1170 (272 amino acids)
Biological process (GO): nucleoside metabolic process
Cellular component (GO): cytosol
Molecular function (GO): S-methyl-5-thioadenosine phosphorylase activity
Source: RefSeq, a predicted model, not a curated record
UUGAAAAUUAUUGAUUAUCGGGGGCAUAAUGAAACAAAUUAAUGGAGGCAUGACGGGACAUACCAAUUCCACAAAGGUCAAAUGAAGAAGCAUAUAUUCCUAAACGAAAAUAAUCGUAAUAGUAUCACUUGAUGAUGUGUCAAUGGUGUUCUGUUAUCAAUUAAUAUCCCAAAACGUUCUAACAAAAAAAAAUGUAGAUAUUCUUAUCUAAGUAACCGUUAUCUAAAACUCCACUUGUUGAAACCGGCUCAAUUCUUCCACUCGUCAAAAUCAUAUUGAUUACUUUAAUUUUAUUCGUCGUCGGAUCUACAUCGGUCGCAUACUUAUCAACGGAACUCUCGAAAAUAAAACAUGAAGUACAAUGUAAAAAUUGGUAUAAUUGGAGGAUCAGGGCUUGACAAUCCAAGUUUCUUUAAAGAUUCAACUGAACAAAAAGUGAGCACUCCUUAUGGAGAUCCAUCAGAUUCGCUUAUCUGUGGCAAACUUAAUGGUGUUGACUGUGUUCUAUUGGCCAGACAUGGGCGAAAGCACUCAAUAAGCCCUACUAAUAUCAAUUACCGAGCCAAUAUUUGGGCUUUGAAACACGUAGGAUGUACACACAUUAUAGCAUCAUCAGCAACUGGUUCUUUAAAAGAAGAAAUCAAGCCUGGUGAUUUAGUUAUUUUGGACUCUUUUAUUGAUUUAACCAAAAAACGAGACUAUACUAUGUUCACUAAGAGUGAUAAAGUAUUACAUAUUCCUAUUGAGCCUCCAUUUUGUCCUGUCACUCGAUCAAUUAUUAUUGAAACUGCUCAAAGCCUUGGUAUACAAGUGCACCAAACAGGCACAGCAGUAGUUAUUGAAGGUCCUAGAUUUUCAACAAAAGCUGAAAGCAAUUUAUAUCGUAUGUGGAAUGCUGAUUUGGUCAAUAUGACACUUACUCCAGAAGUGGUACUUGCAAAAGAAGCAGGCUUGUUAUAUGCUACAGUAGCCAUGGCUACAGACUAUGAUUGCUGGAGAGAAGCUACAGAAAAAGUCAAUGUUACUCAUGUUGUCAAAGUUUUUCAAGAAAAUGUUGUAAAAUUAACAAAGUUAUUUAUUGAAGUUGUACCGAAAAUUGCAGAAAAGAAUUGGGAUGUGGAAAUUGAUGAAUUAAAUUGUCUUAUUCAAGAAAGUGUACAAAGUAACUGAACCAAGAACAUAAUGAAGAUUUGGCAACAAAAUAAUUUGCUCAAUUACUUGAACUACUAUCAAAUCAAAGAAUUUGUAUUUUAUUAAAUAAACUUUAAAUGUUUUUAAUUA